UAUUUUUAUCUGUCAGUCUAACAGUUUACCUUAUUAGGUCCAAGAAGGGCAAUUCGUUUGCAGCCAGCAGAACAGGUGCUGAUUGAUAUAUUUCAAGUGUUUGUUUCUUUGAAUUUUGACGAUCAGAACUGACAGCUAAUGAACGCUCCAAAUUCAGUGGCACUGAAAAUUAGAACAUUGUGGAAAAAGUCCAAUAUAUUGAAGACACAAGGUGCCAAAAAUAACUAAAUCCUGACUGCGCAGCCAUUUCCCCCAGCCCGCUUCACUGUGUCUUCAAAUAGGAGGAGCGUCUAUCUGCUUGCUGUUUCCUCUUGACUGUUCAGCUCACAGAGCGGUGGAGGUGGACUUUACAGAGUGAAUCACUGUUCUGUGUUUAAUGUGGAAAGCUGAACAACAGCAUCUGGGUCCCCUGGUCCACCAGACGCACCCGGUUGGGCGACUACAACCACCUGUAGCUGCAUCUCGAUGAUGGUCACUCCCAGCGGUACUUCCGUCUUUCCAGGACCCAGCGUGAGGAGCUGCUGCCCCGUGGGAGACGGAUGUCCCUCUGGGACACGUACUGCAGGAGUCUUUGAUCAGUAUAUCCAGCAUUGCUCAAUAGAAAUAUAACCUAAUUGUAGUAUUUAAAUACAUAACGCAUAAAAGACAUUUUUGUGCUUAAAUGAAGGGGCAAGGAGCACCCUUAACGUGGACAAAUUGACUGAAAAUUUAAAAUGUUUUAACUCGAGCAAAGUUCAAUCUGUCCGUGCAUCUUCUGUGAAGCUUGCAGUUUUGUGUUGCUCUAGUUGCCCUAUUCCUGCUGUUCGCAUGGCUCUAAAUGUGUGCUUCACGGACUGUUAAUUCACUACUGAAAGCGCCUUUACAUAGGGAUAACAUGUAAAUAACUCGCUCCAAACGUCUUGUUCGCGCACCCCUGAACUCUUGAAGUCUUCCUGAGCACACCCUUCGCAUGGUGAGACAUGGUGAUGGCAGCGUCAUGUUGCAGGGAGGCAUUUCUACAUUCCGAUUAGAGAAGCUGGACCAGAGUUAACACCGUCUCUUACGAUCGGGCACUGGUUCUCCCCUGUGAGGUUCUCUGGGCCCCCUAGUAACCAAAAUUUGGUGGGUUCACAGGAUGUCUUGUCGGACCUGGACGGAACCGGCCACGCGAUUGCCUUCGCUCACCAUGAACCCCCGUUCCUUGAUACUCCAGCUAAGCUCAUCAGUAGGUGUUCAUCUCCUCUGCUUCCUGCUGCUCCCUGGGAGUUUGUCAGAUCAGCAUCCUCCUGUCCAGCUCAACGCCACAGGUGAUAACACGACUGUGAGCAUGACAGCUGGAGAGUCCUCAUACAGUGGUGAAACAGCAGGAUAUCCUACCACCCAGCCUCCAUCAUCGGAGGCAGGUCCUGUAAGAACUCCUCUUUCCACACCUGUCUUACCCAGCACUUUUCCUGCAGCUCCUAUACAGUCUGAUAAGACCUUAACAGUUUUAGAGACAACUUCUGCAGCCUCAACACCGGCUCUGUAUUUCAAAACGUCAGUAACAAGGACACUAUCUAUAACACCACCUCUGUCCACCAAAACAUCUACGUCAUCAUCUACAACGACAGAAACAGUUAAAAGCCCUCCAACAUCUGGAAAGCUGAUAACGACCAUUCUGCCCCAAAGCAAUGGAAGCCUGUCAUCCGUGGUGCCCACACUGCAGUUAAGUUCCUGGAAAACAGCGCUUUCUCCCACUGCAAGCACAGAAGCUACCGUCAUGCCUCUUAGCAGAAACACCGCUACCGGCAGUCACAGUGAAUCCCCUGCCUCUGCAACAAGAGUUGCUGUGGUAGAAGUAGCCGGGGCGGCUCUGACCCGGCAGCUGGUGGACACAGCUUCCUUACUGGCUGUCCUGCUCUUUGGCCUGCUCUUCUUCCUGGUCACAGUGGCAGUGUUUGUCACUCAGGCGUACGAAAGCUACCGGAGGAAGGACUACACGCAGGUCGACUACCUGAUCAAUGGCAUGUACAGCGACUCUGGCGUGUGAUGCAGGAAGAUCCUAAACCUGAGCCCCGGAGCUUGGUGUUGCACAGUAUGAUCUCAGUGGCUGCCAUUUGUUAAAGAAGUGGUGAUGAAGUGAAAAACGCAGCAGAUGGCAAACAGCUUAACUUAUUUUUAUGAGCAAAUUACCAUUUUCUCCUUUGUUCAAUUUCCCCCUUUUUGCUUGUGUAGCGUUUUGUACGUAACGCUGGGCCCUAAACUUGUAUCAGGAAGAUGAGACGCCUUAAUGAGUUCUCGUGUAGCGCAGCUUUCAGCGUUGAAUGCACGCACCGACAGUUCUGUUCUGCCUGCAUGAAGGUGGUGGCUAAAUGGUUAGCACCGCAGGUCGCCUUGGUAUGAUCAACAUCACCACAUUUCCCUUUUCUGAUUCAAUAGAAAUGUGUGAAGAUUAUCUUUUUACAAGAGGACACGAUGGCCGUCAGUUAUUCAAGGAUGCUUUGAAUUUAAAACAUUUCAAUGAGCAAUUUCUUUUUUUCUAACUGAAAGCUGACUGCAAUAUGUUUGUAUAUAGAAUAACUGAGAUGUGAUGGGUUAAAUACUGGUCAGCUUUGAAAAUGUCUUAAUCUGAAUGUAGCAGUCUGUUUUUUAAACAGGCUUCUGUUGAGAGCUUCUAAGUAGUAAUAUCUUCUGUUCGAUGGAUAACUGUCAGAGUCUGUUUAGUACAAAUACAUAUUUUUUUUCUUCCUAAAGGCUGAAGCUAACAGCUAGUCUAAGCUCUAAAACCAGGGUGGAUUCCUUAACUAUUAAAAUGGCUCAGUUUAGAAAGUCCUAGAUCAUUUCAUUAGAUAUUUCCUGGGAGUCAUGGCACAGCUUUCCUUUUUUGUCAUUAACGGGUUUAUCUAGAGAGAAGUGUGCAGUUGUUUCCAGUGAAGACUGAGCCUAGUCCCAGUCAUCUUCACUGCUUAAGAUGAUCGGUAAAGACCAAAUGGAAAACUGUUAGCAGACUCAAAAAUAAUGUUUACUUGAAUGUUUAAAGUAUUUUUUGGCUGUGUUAAAGUUACCCUGGCUGGAUAUGCUAACACGCUCCAUUUUGUGGCACAUAACUCACCCAGGAUGGUCUUUGUUUAGGAGCACAGAGAGUGCUGGUUAUUUUCCCCUUAGUCGUUUUGUGCUGUUUUCUGACCUGUGGCUGCUGCUGCUGCGCGUUAACCCCACAGGGUUAUUUUGGUUAUUCCAGGAGAAUUAACUGGCCCGAAUGAGAACCACAACCUCAGCCAAUCAAGUAGGGUCCAAUACAAAGUCUUCAUAGAUACAGUACUUGGAAUUUGAGUGUUCAGAUGAUUAUUUUAAUCUAUAAUUCAUAAAGGCGUACAUGUAAAUUUUUGUUGUAUUCCUUGGGAAAUGGAAGUAGAAAAGGACAAAAUGGCCACAUGCAGCUUUAAAGUGGCGAAGACUGAGCCAAGAGCUUACGGCAACCAGCCACGUUUUUUAGUUUAAAUGAUUGUGUUAAGAAGCAAAUGAUCAAACAUGAGCACAAUGCAAAGGUUAGAAAAACUCACUCUGAAUGGCUUUGGAAUUCAGGGAGCUUAUUAACAGCUCAUAACCUCUCCACAGAAUCCCAUCUGAAAAACAAAAUGACAUUCUCUGACUGACUGAGGGGUAACACAGCAUGUUGUUUAGCUUUCAUUCUAAAUGUGGAUAUUUCAUCAUAAAAAGGAGGUGCUUUUUCAUAGGUUCACCGCUCAGCUUUGGUGAUGUCAUGGUGAACAAAUCAGUUUACAGAUGGUUGUUUCUGGGUUUGUUCACAAAUUCUUCUUAUUGUAUGCCUUCACUAAAGUCUAGAUAUUUUUCCACACCAUAUUCUCUGAAAGGAAGAGAAACAGGGCUGGUACUGACUUGAACGCCUCUGGGCAUGUAUUACACAUGGAGGAAACGUCUCUGAGAAGCACAUUGUCCACACAAGGGCGCUGUGCCAGCUCUUCCAUUUUUAGUUCGGUUUUAUACACUCAGUCUCUGGGGAGAUGUGUCAGAGCAAAGGAACAAACCAACGACCAGCUCGUCUUUAUACUGAACUGCUGUUUCAGCAUUCGCCAUGUGUUCUGUGCAGGUUGUGGGUUGCAGAGGUGUGGUUCCUCAAAUGGCCUGUUAAUUACCAAAGAACUUCAGGCACGUUGUCUGAAACGAACAGCAGUUCCAGCUUAGAGGAAGAAUGUCAGCCUGUGAGAGAGCAGUGCAGACCCUGUGGGUCUGUUUUCAUCAGCUCGCUGGCUGGGAAACGCAAACCCUUUUUAGAUCUAGAUCUGCAGGAAGUGACUGAAUGUGAUUAGCUACUGAAAACAAUCUAUUUGGUCUGAAUUUCAGUAGAACCCUGAGAGCUUUCUGUGCAGUAGGUGUGGAUGUUUUGGCCCGGCGGGCCGUAGUAGUUUGAACGAGCCUGUAGAGCCGUUCAUGGGACUCCUACAGGCUUCUGAAAAGUAGCCCUCAGUUUUACCUGCUGGCUUCACAUAGCUUUUACAUUUCAGUCUUAAAGUGUCUUCACUCUUACUUGACCUAUGAGAUGUCUACAUAUCUUACUAUGGCUUGUCUAUGAAAGCACAGCAGCUUAUUGAAACAAACUUUCAAUAAGCUGAAUAAGCUAAGUUGAAUUUCACGGCAUUCCAUUAAGGUUUAUUGAUUUUUCUCUUCAACACUCAGUGUCUUUCUGUGAGAACACAUUUAUACUCCACAGCUUUAGUUCACAGUAGUUUAGAGUUUUCUUCGCUGGUAGCUUUUGGAUGUUUUCAGUCAUCUUUAUUCCAAAAUAUAAUAUCAGUGAAAGACCUUCUGUGUCACACUCUGGUUCAGAAUUGGCUUAGUUAGCCUUAGAUGUACCUAAAUACCAUUGCUGUAUGUUUAUGAAAGAAGACCUAUAUUGUUAAGGUUUCUGAAAACCCUUAGGGUAUUUGAAAACUUGUUUUUUUUCUUUUCUUUUUUUAUGCAGUGUGUUUCCAAUAAUGUUGGCUUUUUUAACACGUCUUUAGUGUCCUGAAGGUGUUGCUAACCCACAGUGCAACACUUUAGUAUCAUCUUGUUCUGGUGCCAAAUUCAUUGUGAUUUCUUUUUGUGUGUGUGUGUGUGUGUGUGUGUGUGUGUGUGUUUACCAAUAGCUUAAAUAGUUGCUUAAAGCACAUUGUUGUCUGAUAAAGCCAAGGGAAAUUUAAAGCCAUAAUGAGUUUGUGACCAACGUAGAAGAACUGCUCUACAGAAAUAAAGAAACAUCUGAGCGAUGCUCGCACUCACACACUAAGAUGUUGUUGGUGGGAAAGAUAUGUUGUAUUUGUGAAAUACAUUUUAUGUGCAAUAGUUUUGAUUGUCUGCACGACAAACCAGGUUUUCACAAUAAAGUGUUGGUGGAAAUAUUCAUUAGCCAUAUGUAAGACAGAGCUGUCUGUAGGGGCAGUCUGUUGAAAUGCUCUCGCAUCAUGUCAUGUCUGUAAUGUCAGUACUGUAAUAAUAAUGAUUGUUUCUGAUGUGCAAAAUUCCGUGUGUUGGAUUUUUUUGUUUGCAGGAACUUCUGUUGAGAACUGAGGAAUGAUGUCACCUGCUUUGUGCCAACUGAACAUUGUACUAAUGCACUUUCCAAUUAUAUUUUUACUUUGUAGAAAAUAAAUAAUAAAGAACUAAACAGAAAUCUUAGCGGACUUUGAA
Fundulus heteroclitus (mummichog) is the source of this 5649-nucleotide messenger RNA. RefSeq lists its product as uncharacterized. Lineage: Eukaryota; Metazoa; Chordata; Actinopteri; Cyprinodontiformes; Fundulidae. Bases 1115 to 2008 code for a protein of 297 amino acids. The transcript is spliced from 4 exons. The record is from RefSeq and is a predicted model, not a curated record.